AUGAGCGAACCAGACGUUGACUUGGAAUUCGGCUAUUCUUUGUCUUUCCCUUUACCCUUUCGUGUAUUCGCCCUGACUUCAUUGGGUAUUCUCGCAUGGGCAACCAACAUUCACGGACUCGAUAACUUCGGUGUCGACGUCGUUUCAGCCCUUGAUUUACGCAUAGGAGACCAUCAUUCUCCUUCUCAACGAUACUGGCCAGAUUCACCGCGAAAAGCAGACGUGACCGUCCUAUACAAGAAUGUUUACCGGAUAUUCAUCACUUAUUCAGUAUGGUGUUUGGUAUCUUGGACAACGUUCCGCUCCCUAAGUCAAGGGAAUCCGACUCUAGUCGACGUUUAUGGAUACAUUCCAGCUGUUUUUGCCCUUCUUACUGUCAUAAUCUUGCUACUUCCCUUUCAUGUACUUUUCAAACCCGAGCGAGACAAGUUUCUUCAUGCAAUCCGACGUUGUAUCUCUUCUUCCCCCGACAGUCCCGUCUAUUUUGCAGACGUAGUGUUUGCGGAUAUUUUCACGUCGUUCGCCAAAGUUUUGGGAGAUGUCUUCAUCUCACUCCGUAUGCUUUUCCCGGGAAAUAGCCUCUUAGAACCACCUGCUGAUCACGGUUGGACGCGCUGGAUCAUGCCCACUAUCAUGAGCAUACCUUACUUAGUUCGUUUUCGCCAAUGCGUCAUUGAAUGGCUUUCCGUGGAUAACACCAGCAGAAGGCCACUAGCCAAUGCUGUGAAAUACGCUACUGCUUUCCCAGUAAUGUAUCUAUCUGCUGCCCAGCGAUUGGUGGUAUCGGAUUUGAUUAAUGAGAAGGGAAAACAAGCGGCCGAGGAAGCAUGGCAUGGUGAACAUCCGUUAUUCAGACUUUGGCUUCUUUUCGCAGCGAUUAACUCUCUGUACUCAUUCUGGUGGGAUGUUACAAAUGACUGGGGAUUGGAAUUAUUGAAACCCGGUUCCAAAACAUCCGGCCGACCUCUCCCUCCUAGACGUCUCGUUCUCCCUCACCUCCAUUCCGGAACUGCGCUUCUUGGAUCCCACCGUCCCGUCCCGGAAAGUGAAGAUCAUCCUGCAUAUCCAUUUGGAUUACGACCUACGUUAUUGUAUCCUUUACCUGUCUAUCCGUUACUGGUAUUUCUCAACCUCAUCCUCCGGUUGACAUGGUCCAUCAAGCUUUCUAGCCACCUGCAUUCCAAGUCUGAAGGCAGCGUCGCAAUAUUCCUCAUAGAAGUAGCAGAGAUAGUUCGUAGAUGGAUGUGGGUAUUUGUGCGAGUCGAAUGGGAAGUGAUUAAAAAGGCCCGGGAAGCGCGCAAUGCCGGAAGGACUAGCUUUAGUGAUACCGAUGAACCCGAGUUUGAGAUGAUCACAACUCCUACUAUGGAGCAUGAAAUAGACCCAUAG
Lentinula edodes (shiitake mushroom) is the source of this 1389-nucleotide messenger RNA. RefSeq names its product EXS family-domain-containing protein. NCBI's taxonomy places the organism in Eukaryota, Fungi, Basidiomycota, Agaricomycetes, Agaricales, Omphalotaceae. The coding region runs from base 1 to 1389 and encodes 462 amino acids. The record is from RefSeq and is a predicted model, not a curated record. The transcript is spliced from 4 exons. Gene Ontology annotation, cellular component: cytoplasm; membrane.